GAUGCAGCUGCCUUUGGAAUCUCGAGGAUGGAAUCGCAAGGCAUGAAUCCUCAGAUGCUGGUCGUUCUCGAAACAACGACUGCCACGCUUUGUGCGUUGAGCUGCCGCGCAUCGCUAGCAAAUACGCCAGUUGGGUUCUUCCUCGGCGUUGGCGGCGCUUUCUCUAGUGAGGGUGCUAGCAAGGGCGCUGCUAAGACACAAGCACCUUCGGUAUAUUCGGGAACCUCCGGAGCCCUCUCCGUGGCGUCUGGUCGGGUGUCUUUCACGCUCGGGCUCUCGGGUCCAUGCCUGACACUGGACACGGCAUGCUCGUCGGCGCUUGUCGCCACCCAUCUGGGGGCCUCGGCUAUCAAGCUGGCCGAGUGUCCGCAGGCUGCAAUAACGGGCGUCGGCAUGUUGACGCAGGCGGUGUCGAUCGCUUUCUCGGCGGCAGGCAUGCUCUCCGCUUUUGGACGGUGCCACACGUUUGAUCGCCGCGGAGACGGAUACUGUCGCGGCGAAGGUUGCGCAGCUUUUUUACUGGACUGUGGUGCCUCUACCAAAGUUGCUGUCCUUGGCACGGCGGUGCACGCGAGCUUGACCGCGCCCAACGGAUCAUCGCAGAGACGAUUGGUUUCGACCGUGCGGGACAGCGAUACUGAAAACCGGGCUCUCGAAGCUCACGGCACGGGCACGGCGCUCGGAGAUCCGAUCGAAGUAGUCUACAGGUGUCAAACGCGUGGCCGAGCCAUUCGUCUUAGGUCGGGGCAGCUAUGGGAGCCUUGUGUGUGA
Messenger RNA from Aureococcus anophagefferens, 771 nucleotides. RefSeq lists its product as hypothetical. The annotation marks the transcript as partial. Gene Ontology annotation, biological process: fatty acid biosynthetic process. The record is from RefSeq and is a predicted model, not a curated record. NCBI's taxonomy places the organism in Eukaryota, Pelagophyceae, Pelagomonadales, Pelagomonadaceae. Gene Ontology annotation, molecular function: fatty acid synthase activity. The transcript has 2 exons.